Molecule: messenger RNA, 1578 nt
Organism: Medicago truncatula (barrel medic)
Lineage: Eukaryota; Viridiplantae; Streptophyta; Magnoliopsida; Fabales; Fabaceae
Product: probable protein S-acyltransferase 3
Exons: 6
Coding region: 1-1131 (376 amino acids)
Biological process (GO): peptidyl-L-cysteine S-palmitoylation; protein targeting to membrane
Cellular component (GO): endoplasmic reticulum; Golgi apparatus
Molecular function (GO): protein-cysteine S-palmitoyltransferase activity
Source: RefSeq, a predicted model, not a curated record
AUGUCACUUAAAUUUCUAUUUGGUGGAAGAGUAGUCUUUGGUCAGGAUGCAUCAUCUCUUUUUUUGACAACGUUCCUGAUCGGAGGUCCGGCAAUAACAUUCUGCAUAAGAAUGUUAUUAAUAAUGAAGGAGGAAGACACUCUUUAUAACCACCUUGUACUUUUCGGAGGAGUGUUCCUCACAAUUUUGGAUUUUACGUUUCUCUUCAUGACAUCUGGUAGAGAUCCAGGAAUUAUCCCUAGGAAUUCACAACUACCUGAAUCAGAUGAAUCAUGUCACACAAAUUCACAAUCUAUGGAAUGGGUGAACAAUAAAACUCCUAACCUCAAACUACCUAGAGUGAAGGAUGUGAUGGUCAAUGGUCAUACAGUGAAGGUGAAGUUCUGCGAUACUUGCUUGCUAUAUCGUCCACCACGCGCUUCUCAUUGCUCUAUUUGCAAUAACUGUGUUCAAAAGUUUGAUCAUCAUUGCCCUUGGGUUGGUCAAUGUAUUGGAUCACGAAACUAUCCAUUCUUCAUAAUGUUCAUAUCAUCGUCAACCUUGUUGUGCAUAUACGUCUUCUCAUUUUCUUGGGUUAAUCUUCUUGGACAACAAGGUAGAUUGUGGGCAUCCAUGUCAGAAGAUGUCCUAUCGGUUGCUCUCAUUACAUAUUGCUUCAUAGCCGUUUGGUUUGUCGGUGGCCUAACAGUGUUCCAUCUUUACUUGAUUUCCACCAACCAAACAACUUAUGAGAAUUUCCGGUACCGCUACGAUAAGAAGGAAAAUCCAUAUACAAAAGGAAUAGUGGCAAAUUUCAAAGAACUUUCCUGUUCAAAGAUUCCAAAUCCACUGAUCAAUUUCAGAGAAUGGGUUGCAGAAGAGGAUGAUAUGCAAGAUGAAUCCUUUACUUCAGAUCUCGAAAAAGGUUUUAUAAGCUCGAAACAAAAGUUCGACAUGGACAUGGGAGUAUAUGGCAAGGAGGGUAAGAAAGUACCCAAUAUUUUACAAAAUUUGGAUUACAAUGGCAUUGAUGAUCAUCUGAAGAAAAAGAAGAAUGCUCCAUUUGAAAUUUUUGUUCCUGUUGAUCACGAUCUAACAUUUUCCCAAUGGAGAUCCAAAGUCGGAGUCGAUGGUCCAGAUGUGAAGCCAUAGCUCCUUCAGAUAGCAUUUGCUGGUUCUUUAGAGACUAAGAUCCAUUUGGCAUGCUGUUUUCGCUAACGAAUGAGGUGACUUGAGAAAAGGGUAAGGGUAGUGAUUUGAUUUAUAAUGGAAGUUGUAAAGGGAAACAAACAAAUGGUAUGUCUCACAAGGAAAACUCAGAUAUUCAUAUCACAAAGUGGAGAAAAAGUUGACAAGUUACAAAAUUUGGGACAUGUUUCACUUAUCAUUACAGGCAUACAAAUGAGUGAAGGAACUGAAUUAAUGUAUGAUAGUAAAUGCUUGUUCUUUCUUUCUCAUAGUUUUUAGUGUGGAUUGUAGUUCUUGUUUGGUCUGCAAUUCUAACUACGUCGUUAUUUUAGGUAAAAUUCCUUCUAUAUAUCAUGCUUGCUCCUUCAAUUUUUGUGGAAAACGCUUAUUAGAAGAUGUUAAUAUUAAAGC